Messenger RNA from Brassica napus (rape), 1586 nucleotides. RefSeq names its product actin-7. The record is from RefSeq and is a predicted model, not a curated record. The coding region runs from base 200 to 1333 and encodes 377 amino acids. The transcript has 5 exons. Lineage: Eukaryota; Viridiplantae; Streptophyta; Magnoliopsida; Brassicales; Brassicaceae.
UGCUCGCACAGAAAUAUAAUUUUAAUUUAAUUUCGAGCACUAAAUAAAUAAAUAAAUGAAAGAGUGGAAAUGAAGGGAAAAUCUUACCUAUAUAUUCUCCCUUAUAUACUCCUCUCACUAUCCUUAGUGUAUCUCCUGGCCGUUUCUGCUUCAUCUUCUCGAAUCGUCUUCUCUUCUUCUUCUCAAAGUUUAGUGAAAGAUGGCCGAUGGUGAGGACAUUCAGCCCCUUGUUUGUGACAAUGGAACUGGAAUGGUGAAGGCUGGAUUUGCUGGUGAUGAUGCUCCAAGGGCUGUGUUCCCGAGUAUUGUUGGUCGUCCUAGACACACUGGUGUCAUGGUUGGGAUGGGUCAGAAAGACGCUUACGUUGGUGACGAAGCUCAGUCCAAAAGAGGUAUUCUUACCCUCAAGUAUCCGAUCGAGCACGGUAUUGUAAGCAACUGGGAUGACAUGGAGAAGAUCUGGCAUCACACUUUCUACAACGAGCUUCGUGUUGCACCUGAAGAGCACCCGGUUCUUCUCACUGAGGCGCCGCUUAACCCUAAGGCUAACAGGGAGAAGAUGACUCAGAUCAUGUUCGAGACUUUCAAUGUCCCUGCCAUGUAUGUUGCUAUUCAGGCUGUUCUUUCUCUUUACGCUAGUGGGCGUACUACUGGUAUUGUGCUUGACUCUGGUGAUGGUGUGUCUCACACCGUGCCGAUCUACGAGGGUUAUGCUCUUCCUCACGCUAUCCUCCGUCUCGAUCUCGCGGGUAGGGACCUCACUGAUUCUCUGAUGAAGAUUCUCACCGAGAGAGGGUACAUGUUCACCACCACCGCCGAGCGGGAAAUUGUCCGUGACAUUAAAGAGAAGCUUGCUUACGUCGCUCUCGACUACGAGCAGGAGCUGGAGACGGCUAAGAGCAGCUCUUCGGUGGAGAAGAACUACGAGUUACCUGAUGGACAAGUCAUCACCAUCGGAGCUGAAAGAUUCCGUUGCCCUGAAGUACUCUUCCAGCCGUCGCUCGUGGGGAUGGAAGCUCCUGGAAUCCAUGAGACAACUUACAACUCCAUCAUGAAGUGUGACGUGGAUAUCAGGAAGGAUCUGUAUGGAAACAUCGUCCUCAGUGGUGGUUCGACCAUGUUCCCUGGAAUCGCUGACCGUAUGAGCAAAGAGAUCACGGCGCUCGCACCGAGCAGCAUGAAGAUCAAGGUGGUCGCACCGCCUGAGAGGAAGUACAGUGUCUGGAUUGGAGGGUCUAUCCUUGCUUCCCUCAGCACUUUCCAACAGAUGUGGAUCUCGAAGGGAGAGUACGACGAGUCGGGUCCAUCGAUCGUCCACAGGAAAUGCUUCUAAGUGUUUCUGCCUUCUGGUUCGUGGUGGUGAGUGUGGUACGAUCUAUAUCCCCUUUGUUGAGAUGGGGAUUGAAACUAUAUGUUGUUACUGUGGUUGUUUCUUUUUUUAUUUUUGGUCUCUUUAGAACCUUUUGGAUGUCUCUCGAGUCUUUCUAUGUACUUUAGUUUUACCUUUGUUUCUUAUUUUCUCUUUUAAGGAUGCUUGUGAUGCUGCUCUGGUCCUUAUUAAGCAAAAAAAAAAAUGUCGUAUUAUA